GGGUGCCUCACCUGGGCCCGGCGGCCGCCAUUACCGCCCGGCCCUCCCCAGGGCCGCCGGAGGCGGGGAGCGGAGAGUCGCCCGGAGGGGAGAUUGAAGAUCUGAAGAAGAUAAACCAUGAGCUAAGGCAACAUGUCAUUCAACUGCUUGGUAAGAAGCAAGUGGUUGAAAGUCAAGUGGAUAGGUUCACCUGUAAAAAUUGUCAUCUGUGUAAAGAACUUGCUGCAAUUGGCAAACUAUCUGAGGAGCUGGAAAAAAACUUGCUGUUGAAUACUGCUGAUAAGGAGCUUGAGGAAGCAAAGAUUCAAAUUUGACACUGGUGGAACAAGAUAAAGAAGCUGCAACGCACAGUGAAAACACUAAAAUCCGUUAUUUUACAAACAAAAGCUGAAAUAAAGCAAGGGAAGUCACCUUCUAGGCUUGAUACCUCUAUUAAGACAUUGGAAGAGGACUGAGAAUACUAUAAAAGUGAGGCUGAGAAUUUGCUGAAGGUAUUUAGAAACACAUUUUCAAGUCCUAAGUGAACCUCUACUUGUGGCAGCAUGUCCAAAAAAAUUUCAUCCACCCAGGGAGUGAGUUCUGACCCAGAAGUUUUGAAAGUAUUGAGAGAACGUGAAGAACUUAAGUCAACGCUGAAAAAACUUGAGCGACGUGUGGCAGAAAUUCAGGGUAACUUCAAAGUUUUAACAGCUGAGAGAGACAAAUUUGUCAUUCUUUAUGAACGGGCACAGGAAGAGAUUUCCCGACUUCGUCAGGAAGUUAUCAAAUGCCCCAGGAAUCGUAAAAGUAUUGUGAGAGCUCAAGCUGUGUUAAGACGUGUGGAGAUAGAAAGGGAGACAGCACUGUCAGAUUUCCUAAGGAUGACUACAGAACGUGAUAGCCUCAGGGAGCAGUUAAAGAUUUCCCAAGAGACUGCGUUUAAUGAAAAGGCUCAUUUGGAACAGAGAAUUGAAGAGCUACAAACUACUAUUCAAAAUUUAGAUAGUGAACGGUUAGAACAGAUGUCCAAAGUGGCGCUAAUGAAAGACGCCAUUGAUUCUGUGGAAACUGAGGUGAAAAGAUUGGCAAGAAGAGCACUGGACUCUGAAACUGAGCUGAGACGACAGGAAGCUGAAUAUGCUUCACUUAGAUUAUUGAAUGAAAAAACAGAACAGACUCUUUCAGAGACACAGCAAAGCCUUGCUAAGAAAACAUAUGAAAUGCAACUUACCCAGAAGAAAAUUAUGCUUUUGGAUGAAAAAAUUGAUAACUUUUCAAGACAAAGUCUUGUACAACAAGAGGAAAUCUGUGCUCUGAAAGAAACAAUUGCACAACUUGAUAAAGAGAAGGCAACUUUGCAAAACUGGGUGGAAGAAGGAAGAGAGAAGAUUGCUACUUUUGAGGAAAGCCUGGCAAUUAAAGAGAAAGUAAUUUCAGAUUUCAAGAUUCUGAUUUCUGAGAUGGAGCAUUCCACAAAAAAGUCUUCUGAAGCACUCUGUGCCUGUAAGAAAGAUAUCACCAGUUUGCGUCAACAGCUACACGAAACCAACGAAGAACUUGCACAGACUAACAAGAACAGAGAAUCAUUAGCUCAGGAGAAUGACAGGUUACGAGAACAUCUUUCUAAUAUUAAGCAAGAAAAUCAGGUGCUAUAUAAAAAACUAGCAAAGUACCAGAAUGAGCUUGAUGACAUGAAGUUGAAAGCCCAGGAUUCAAACACAGAUAUUGUCAGGCUGAAGGGCAUACUGAAGUCUAAAGAGAUGGAGAACUGCGAGCUUUUGGAGAAUUACCACAAAGCCUGUGAACAAGGAGAAAGCUGGGAAGCAAGAUGCCAUCAAGCAGAAGCAGAUUGUAGCUCUGUUAGAUGGGCACGGAUCAGUGUGGAGUCUGAAAACCGCAGGCUGAAAGAGAAAAUGGAGUCCCUUGAAACAGAGAUGGAGCAACUGCAGAGCAAGUGUGUGUCAUCCCAUUCUGAAAUAGAGCUGCUGAGAAAACAACUGGUAAAUGAAAGAGCAUCUAUGAAAAACCUGGAAUCUUUGCUUGCAUCCAGUCGUGAGAAAGAAUUUCAGUCACAGAUAGAAAAACAAGAAAAAGACUCUGAAAUUCAGUUUCUAAAGGAACAGCUUGCUUUAGCAGAAAAUAAACUUGCUAUGCAGAGUCAAGAUUUAACUGAGCUCAGGAAUAUUGCAGCUCAGGUAGAGCUGGAACUGGAUUUCACCAAAAGACAGCUGGGGACUGAGCGCUUCGAAAGGCAACGUGUUGUACAGGAGUGCCGAUGCCAGAAUCAUACAAUCUCGUAUCAAUUAAGCUCUACAUUGAGAACAUCAUCAUCACCUGAACGUUCCCAUUAUCGACCUCCUCAUUGGUCUCUGGACUGACCCCUGGAUGGAUGAGUGGUUCAACGACAUUUAAGUUCCAAACACUGAGGGAAUUCUUGUUUCAAGGACUUAAUUCACAAUGGCUUGUGAAGACUCUCACACCAUCUGGAGAGUUAUAACGCUCAUUUAAGUAUGAUUUUUUUCUCUGCUGAAUGCUAAAUUUCAUUAAAUCUACUUCACAAAUGCUUGCACAGGUAUUUUGUCACUCUUAAUGUGGUUCCGUGGGAAGAAAUCAGUCAGAAUAACUACCUCUCCCAGCUCUUGGAUCACUGUGUGAGAUGGCCCAUCUCAAGAAACAGAAAAAAAGACCCACAAAUUCCAUAAACUGUACUGACAGUGUGCUUUUAUUUUAAAAGUGUGCGUAAUUUUAAAAGGUUAUUGAUAUAACUGAAAGAAAUUGAAAGAACAAUAUGGAACUUUACUGGGGGGGAAAAAAGUGUCUAUAUUCAGGUGUUACAAUCUGGAUGUUUUUUUGCUGAACUAUGUGAGUGUUGUUCUUGAGAUAAUGCAGUGCCAUCUCAAGAUAUGAAGAAUUUGGUGGGUUUUUCUCCCCUUCAAACCUGACUGACUUAUUAAUUUGGGUAAUUAAGAUAGUAAUGCCAGCAGAUACCAGUGUUUUGAUACCCAUCUAUGAAGAUACGUAUUUUCUUGUAUGUUUCCAUACAUACUGGAAGUGUGUUCAACUUCUAAGAGUUUUAUUAAAACUGCACAGUUUCUACUUAGAAUUCUUUAAUAUGAGUGAGUACUGUUUGGUGAUAAUUACUCGCACUUAAACUAGCUCAGAAUUUCUGCACUUCAUGUCAUAACAUUUGUCUAUGUUCUAUAUUCGCACACAUUAAAUCCAAGAGAAAAUGUAAAAUUCUCUCUUAUAAAUCAUCUGGCAAAUCUAUACUUCUGUAUUUGGAAAGAGAGAAGUAAUUCCUGUUUAAUUCAUUAAAUUAUCCAUUUUCUCCA
Messenger RNA from Calidris pugnax (ruff), 3311 nucleotides. RefSeq names its product testis specific 10 (gene TSGA10). The record is from RefSeq and is a predicted model, not a curated record. The transcript is spliced from 18 exons. The coding region runs from base 543 to 2357 and encodes 604 amino acids. NCBI's taxonomy places the organism in Eukaryota, Metazoa, Chordata, Aves, Charadriiformes, Scolopacidae.